AUGAAUUCAACUCCAUCCGUAACGUCAUCGUCAUCAGAGAAAUCAAAUGCAUUACCUUCAAAUUUAACCCAAUCUUCAACAAUUUCAUAUUCUUCUGUAAAGUUCAUAGAUGAAUUUAGUGAUAAUGAUUAUGACGAUAGUGAAGAAGAAUUCGAUGUAGAUUACUUAUGCCCAGAAUGUUCACGACCCCGAACAAACGAUCGAUGGUGUAAUUUUUGUGAAUCAAAAAAAUUUUCAAUGAAUUUUGAUAAAUGGACAAGCGGAAAUUCAUAUUUAGACAAAAUAAUAAGAGAUACUCAACUUAAUGCUACAAAUAAAUGUGAUUAUUUGGUUUGGAUUAAUUAUAAUGAGUUUGAAGACGUAGAAUAUCUGGCAAAAGGUGGAUAUGGUGAAGUUUAUUAUGGAGUUUGGGUUUAUGGACCAGAUAAAGUUCUAAUUUAUGAAGAAGAAAAUUGUAAAUGGAGAAAAGAAGCCAAAACACCAGUAGCUUUGAAAUGUUUACAUAACUCUAAAAAUAUUACUGCUGAUUUUUUAGAUGAAGUAUUUAAUCUUUACUAUCAUUUUAAAGAUGUAUUAUCGAUGUCGCAAUGGUCGAGUACUUCAUUGCUAUGGAAUAACUCAGCACAACGAAUCAAACAAUUACAUGAUGGUAAUGGAAAUCGACCAGACAUUUUAGAAAUCAGAUUGUUGUUAAAUAAAAGGUAUUGGGAAUGUUUGGAAAGUGAUGAGUAUGCAAUUAAUUUACCGCAAAAUAAAGGUAAUGCUAGAGAACGUAGGAUUAUUAAGUCUCAUCCUAAAGCUGUUUAUACAAGUAGAUUGUUACCAAAACCACUGAACGAUAAAGAGUAUAGUGGAUAUGGAAACUUUGCUAUAUCAGAGUCAGAUUUCAUUAAAGGAAUAGGAAGAACUAUAGGUCAACUACAACAAUUAAAAAUUAUUACCGAUGAAAACAGUGAAGAUUCUGACUAUGUAACAAGAGCAUUUGAACAAUCGCUUUCAAUUGGUAAUAAUAUAUCAAAUACUUCAAAACGAGCAAAAAUUACAAAUACUUCAAAAGCAUUGUAA
Cetraspora pellucida is the source of this 1065-nucleotide messenger RNA. NCBI's taxonomy places the organism in Eukaryota, Fungi, Glomeromycota, Glomeromycetes, Diversisporales, Gigasporaceae. The record is from the annotation of a GenBank genome assembly.